Molecule: messenger RNA, 4816 nt
Organism: Zootoca vivipara (common lizard)
Lineage: Eukaryota; Metazoa; Chordata; Lepidosauria; Squamata; Lacertidae
Gene: NFAM1
Product: NFAT activating protein with ITAM motif 1
Biological process (GO): B cell receptor signaling pathway; positive regulation of B cell receptor signaling pathway; regulation of B cell differentiation
Cellular component (GO): membrane raft
Molecular function (GO): transmembrane signaling receptor activity
Source: RefSeq, a predicted model, not a curated record
UUGGCAGCUAUGGUAAUGUAUUGACUUCUGCAGUUUUAUUAUAUAUAUAUAUAUGUAGACUGUAUGCACCAUCUGGAUAUCUCAGUGUGUUAGUGGUGAGUCUGGAUUUUGGAAACUAUACCAUGGUUUUACGCUCAUGAUUUAUGCAACUUGAUUAAAAUUAACAGAGUUGUUUGGGGGCAUUUUCAUGCCUCCUGCUACAAACAAAGGAGUACAGCAGGAGGCUUGGAGAAGCAUAUAAGCAUAUCGAGAAGAGAAAUCUGAGCAGCCUCUCUAAAUGGGCAAUGCAGUAUCUUCAAAAUUCAGGGCAACACUGGGACUAGCCUAGGAUGGAAUUUCUUACUUCGGUGGACUGCAUAGAAUGAUGGAUGUAAGAGCACCAGAGGCCUGCUACUUCACCACCUUGUUCUCAGUGGCCAAACAGAUGGCUACAUGAUCCACAGACCCCUUCAAAUCUCUGGGGUCGUUCCAGACUUAGUCAUACUUAGAAUAGGCUCAUUGGGAUCAAUGGGAUUAGUGUUGGUGAUGACCUGCUUAAGUGUCGUUGAUAUCAGUAGGUCUACUUUAAGCACGGCUAAGUCUGAUACCAACUUUUGUCGCUAGAUAUAAUCCCAUAUGGGACCUAGGUGGCGCUGUGGUUAAACCACUGAGCCUAGGGCUUGCUGAUCAGAAGGUUGGCGGUUCAAAUCCCUGUGACGGGGUGAGCUCCUGUUGCUUGGUCCCAGCUCCUGCCAACCUAGCAGUUCGAAAGCACGUCAAAAUGCAAGUAGAUAAAUAGGAACCGCUACAGCGGGAAGGUAAACGGCGUUUCCAUGUGCUGCUCUGAUUUGCCAGAAGCGGCUUUGUCAUGCUGGCCACAUGACCUGGAAGCUAUACGCCGGCUCCCUCGGCCAAUAAUGCGAGAUGAGCGCGCAACCCCAGAGUCGGUCACGACUGGACCUAAUGGUCAGGGGUCCCUUUACCUUUACCUUAUAAUCCCAUACACUUACUUGGACGCAGGCCUCACUGAACUCACUGAGCAAACAUGCAUAGGAUUUCACUGUUUUACCAUUGAAAUCAAGGACAGAUACCAACUGGAAGAAAUGUAUCCUUUUAGAAUGCUGAUUGAAGGAUAACCCAUCUUUAGCAGGAGCCAAAAAAGCAAUGGAACAAGCAACUGUCUAAUAUGCAGUGGGAAGGAGUUCCAGAGGGCACAUUAUGCAGAACAGGUCUCCUGAUCAGAUGAUAUCUGCAGAAUGCAGUGGUCGGUUGGGGAUGAGACAAUAUUUUAGAUAUCCUGGUCUCAAGCUGCAUAGGGCUUUUUACACCAGCACCUUGAACCUAGGACUAAUCAACGACUGCAUUUUUAGAUCCUUUACUGCAGCAAUGGGGAACCUGAAGCCCACCAAAUAUGGUUGGUUUACAACUCACAUCAUCCCAGGCUGGCUGGGGCUGAUGGGAUUUAGAGUCCAACAAAAACUGGAAGGGCACAGAUUCCACAGCCAAGGAAUGCCUUCCCAUCAGGUGUCAAAUAAAUAACUAUCUGACUUUUAGAAGACAUCUGUAGGCAGCCCUGUUUAGUGAAGUUUUUAAUGUUUGAUGUUUUACUGUGUUUUUAAUAUUCUGUUGGGAGCCGCCCAGAGUGGCUGGAGAAGCCCAACCAGAUGGGUGGGGUAUAAAUGUUGUUAUUAUCAUUAUUAUUGCAUAAUAGAUAUCGUGAGGGCAAACUUCAUGAUUAUAGAGCCUCCCCCCACCCCCAAAUUCCCAGUCCACCAGCCGGAGACUAGGAAUUUGUUUUCAGUACAAAAACUGAGCUCACAGUCUUUUCCUUCAAUCUGUUAGUACUGGGAGUCAGAAAUCUUUGGUGAUUUACUGUAAAUCACCCUGAGAUUAACCAGUAGAUACAGACCUACAUUCUGCCCUUCCCUGGCAGAAUGUGGUGGUCUGGCAUUUUUUUUAUUGCCAAGGGUGUGUAGGCUUGUUAUCACCUCACUCUUAUGUAUCCUGGCAGCUACCGGUAAUAUACAAAGAGAAAUAGAAAACUGUUAUGCAGUGCCACCUUGUGAGUGCAUACCCCACACAAUCUUUAUCUAUGGAGUGUCAUCUAUCUUCUCCCUCUGUUACAUUUGAAUGGAAACUUCUCCCGAUGAAGUGCUUUAAUUACAAUUUAUUAGCAACAGCUAACUUAUUUUUGAUACAGAUCAGGCUGGGAAAUAUUAGCUGAAAAAGGAGGGCAUUCAGUUGUGAGGAUUUUGCGGGUGUAUCUUUUUCCCCUAGCAGUUCAUUGUGUUAAGUGAAUGUGACAACUUGAGCUUCGAUUCUCGGAGCAUACUGAAUUUGAUUUUAAGGUGCCAUCGCUGUAAUCUGAUGUUGAAAGAUCUUGACAGGCUGCAAUAAAUAGUUGCCUCUGCAAAAUGACAUCAGCUGCCUUUGCAUUAACUGGAAAAUAGACAUUCUUAGUGGCUGCAUGUUUACCCGAGCAUGAGCAUCAUCCAGAGCUAAUAGUCAUUGACUUUGAUACCUUUUGGUGGACAGGGUUCACCAAGCGGAGAUUGUCUUGUGGCAUGCCACCCCAAUCCCCGUGCAGUGCGAGAUUCUAGGGGUUCCAGGCACUUACCCAGGAUUUGGCUUCCCUGGAAGGAGAGACUGUGGAGACUGUGGUGUCUUUAUGAAAUAUUGUUUUAUUUACACCUAUAUACAACCUGAGCCUACAGGGGAGGGGCCACAGCAUUAACACCCAGAAAGUAUUGCUUCUCCCAUUGUAACAGCCUUGGAUCCAAGCAGGUAUUCAGCAUGGCUCUCCCUCUCAGGCAUCUGCCUGUAGCCUGCUUGUAGCCCAGUUCAAACAUAUAGGUGACUCCCCACUUACACAGGGGUUACGUUCCAGCCCCCCCUUGCAGAAGUGAAAUUGUGUAAAGCACCCACUAAACACCUUUUAAUUGUCCUCUUUUCCCAUAGAAUGUGCUAUUCAGUUUCUCUGCCUCGUUUCAUUUGCCAGCCCUGGUCCUGCAAAAGAGGAGAUAGCUGAACUGUAAUAUGAUUUUAUAGUUUUAACUCAUUUUUAGUUUCGUUGUAUUAAGUCUCCUGCACACUGCUUAGAGACAACCAUAGUCAGUGGUGAACAAUUUUUAAAAUGCACAGAGGCCCCAAAGCAGAAAGCACUGAAUACAGCAGAAAGGGCGAAACAAGGAACAAACGACCAGUAACGUAUUGUUUUGUUCCUCCUAAAGCCAUUCUUCCCACCCCAAGAAAAGGGAAGAGAGAGAAAGACAUUUCUGAGUAAGAGUACCUCUUAGCUCAGCCUAUACCUCUUUUUACAUGCUGCCAUGGCCUCUGGUCUAUAUACUAUUAUCACACUUCUCUGGACUCUUCAAGAUGGUGGGACUCUCCACGUGCAUAAUGACCAUCUAAUCAAGAUUGCUUUUGCCAAUGAAGAAAUUAAUGCACUCUGCAAAACAAACCUGAUUUAUAAACCAGAUUAUUUAAAAUUCAACCUUAGCUAUUAUCGGAUUGACUCGAAAGGCAAGGAGAUCAGUGUCAUGGAAUCUCAAAAGUCUGUGUUAAUUCCUCCCGGUCGUGAGAACACGUCAGUGACAUUAAUUUAUCCAUUUAAAAUAAAGUCUUCUAUACAUUCCUCUGUUUCUGGUACCUACUACUGCAAAGCUCUUUGGAUAUUUAAAAACCAAGUAAGAAGAGGAAAUGGGACAUUUAUCCUUUUCAGAGAAAAAGGAUAUACAGAGCCCUCUCUUACCAUGUGGAUGUGCCUUAUCACCAUCACCAUUAUUUUGACUGUUGCAAGCAUCAUGGGAACUGUCCUGCUGUUCUGGAAGAGAGAGUGGAGACAGAUCAAGAAGUGCCCUGCUCAGAGGCCAGCCCCUCCACACACUUCAGGCAGCUCAGAACCCCCAGAGCCCUCAUAUGUUGAAUUAGGACCCCGGGAGCCUGAUGUCUAUUUUGCCAUUAAUAAAAGUACAGAUAGUCCAUUGCACAAAAAGGUGCCAGCAGUCAAGGUGUCUCGACAGAAAACGCAAGAAAUCACAGAUGUGUAUGAGAACAAUACAGCAGAUUUGUAUGAGAACAUCUAAGGAGAAAGAGCUACACUGCACAGCCUGCCUUUCUCCAGAGCUCAAAAGAAGGUUCUGAAUUCUCAACAUGGAGCAAGCCAUACAUGUUGUAUAAAGCAAAAUGUUCUACUGAUGUAGAUACAGGUAAUACUGAUACACACCAACACAUGGAACAGCCCAAUAUUUUUCCUAGAAAAUCCAGCUCUUUGAGACGCAUGCUUUCUACUGAAGAGAAUGGGCUAAUUAAGUGGGAAUGGGAGCAUCAUGCAAGAAGAGAGAUUUGGGAGAAGAAAAUGGGAAUCUCCCGAGUUUGCUAUGAUUUUUUAAAAAUUAUUUAUGCUUUUCAAUUAUAUACAUUUCACUAGUUUUACAAUCAUUCUAACUCUACUUCCUCCUCCUUCUGUGGUUCCUUAAAUUUAGUUUUUUACAUUUCCUACAUACAGUACUGUAUUCUAAAUUAACUUACUUAUUUAUUUGUCUACUUUAAAUACAGUAUAUACUCUUAUAAAACUGCAGGUUAUUACAAUAAUCCUGCCAAUGUUCUUAUCUGUAUACAGUUUGUUUGCAGAUAUUCAAUAAACCAUUUCCAUUCUUUUAUUUACAAUUUGUGAUAUUGAUUUCUUAUUUUUCCGGUAAGUUUCUCCAUUUCUGUAUAUUCCAUAAGUUUUUGUAUCCAUUCUUCUUUUGUCGUGACUUAUUAAUGCCGUUUUGGGGCAAAUAACAUUCUUGCCACUGUAGUCGCAUACAUGAAUUAAUUUCUAUACUGUUUAGUA